AUGGAAGGCGAUACAAAGCCUUGGGGCUAUACAUGGCGCUCAUCUCGGUUUCUGGUGGUUUCCUCCAUCACAGUCGCCUUGUUCGCGGAGACAUUCCUUUACGGAUUUCUAACUCCGAUUUUGGGUUAUAUGCUUGAAGAACGACUGCAUCUUGAUCCUUCUCGGACUCAAACAUAUACAACCUCAUUGCUCACCACUCACGGGUUCAUUGGUCUCAUCUCGGCUCCGAUUGUCGCUCACAUUGCCGAGAAGACUCCAAGCCAAAAGACACCGCUAUUGAUUGCUCUAGCAGGAUGUUUUGCGGGUACUCUUAUGAUUGCCCUCGCCCCAUAUGUCUGGGUUCUCUUCCUGGGUCGCAUUCUGCAAUCUGCGGCGGGAUCCGCUACUUGGGUUGUUGGAUUUGCUCUAUUGGCCAACAAUGUGGAUAAGAAGCAUCUCGGAAAGUCUAUGGGUAUGGCAAUGUCGUUUGUAACUGCGGGAAUGGUCGCAGGGCCAACAGUGAGUGGCACAUUGCUGCAGUUGUUUGGCUAUUGGGCUGCCUGGUCCCUUCCCUUGGUCGUGCUUCUCCUGGAUAUCAUUGCUCGCUUGAUUAUGAUUGAACCCGCAAAAGGAUUGCGGAAGACCAAACCUUCGAGCAAGCCUGCUGGCACGUCGAUUCUCAACAGUGAUGGAGCCCCCGAGGAAUCGACUGCUUUGCUUUCUGAUUCAUCUGCGGCAAUCAAACCAGAUGAUGCUGAAAUGGAAAACAAGCCUGAUCUCAAGCACGAAUACUACACGAUCAUGCUUACCAAUCCACGCGUCUUGACUUCGCUAUCCAACAUUGUUGUUGUCUCCUCUCUCAUGUCGGGCAUUAACAACACUCUCCCGGUCCAUUUGAGACAAGCAUUUGGGUGGAAGAGCUUACUCAUCAGCAUGAUGUUCUUCUGUUUGCAAGUACCGAAUAUUGCCCUCAGCGGCCCGGCUGGAUGGCUUCGUGAUCAUAUCGGACUACGUGGACCCACCGUUUUUGGCUGGGUUGCGUCUAUCCCUCCACUUCUACUCAUGGGUCUUCCGGGAGACCGUCACUUCCCAUGGGCCGGGUCCGAUGCAGCUGGGAAGUCUAUAUUUACUACCAGUUUGAUUGGUUUAGGCGCUGUUCUACCUCUAGUGCGCGGUGCAGGAGCUGUGCAAUUGGCUUAUGUGGCCAAGGACAUGGAAGCUAAAGACCCCCAUGUCUUCGAGGCCAACAGAAGCAACUUGCGUGUCUUCUCCAUGACCGAAGUGGCAUAUGGUCUCGGAAUGAUGUUUGGGCCCUUGUUGACGGGCUCUAUGUUUGAACUAGUGGGCUUCUUCUGGAUGACCAUCGCACUGGCUAUCAUUUGCCUCAUCCAGGCCGUGGUUUCAUGGCUUUGGCUGGAUCCCUUACCCUCACCCGAGACCCCCGAAGUCUCGGUUUAA
Messenger RNA from Penicillium paradoxum, 1437 nucleotides. Its product is annotated as MFS transporter. The record is from RefSeq and is a predicted model, not a curated record. The transcript is spliced from 5 exons. NCBI's taxonomy places the organism in Eukaryota, Fungi, Ascomycota, Eurotiomycetes, Eurotiales, Aspergillaceae. The coding region runs from base 1 to 1437 and encodes 478 amino acids. Gene Ontology annotation, biological process: transmembrane transport. Gene Ontology annotation, molecular function: transmembrane transporter activity.